UGUUCUCAUUCACUCCCUGCCUUUUUUCUCCACACUUCUUCACUCACUUCCUCACCGCCGCCAGCCACUCAAUCCCCAAAACUCCACUCAAAAAUGUUGGCGGCGAACCCUCCCAAAUGCCCCUUCUUCCUCACUCAGGCCUCGCCGUCACCGUCGCCGUCGUUCAGAAUCCUCUGCUCUGCUUCGCCGUCGGCGUCGGCGGCGGAGGAGAGGAGAGAGAUUCGGCUGGGACUGCCGAGCAAAGGCCGCAUGGCCGCCGACACUCUGGAUCUCCUCAAGGACUGCCAGCUGUCCGUCAAGCACGUCAAUCCUCGCCAGUACGUCGCCAAAAUCCCUGAGCUUUCGAAUUUGGAAGUGUGGUUUCAAAGGCCCAAGGACAUUGUCAGGAAGUUGCUUUCUGGCGAUUUGGACCUCGGCAUUGCCGGUCUCGACACCGUCAGUGAAUAUGCACAGGGGAGUGAAGAUCUUAUAAUUAUUCAUGAUGCUCUUGGGUAUGGGGAGUGCCACUUAUCCCUUGCAAUACCAAAAUAUGGGAUUUUUGAGAACAUUAAUUCACUUAAUGAGCUGUCACAAAUGCCUCAAUGGACUAAAGAGAAACCUCUACGAGUUGCUACUGGCUUCACCUAUUUGGGUCCUAAAUUUGUAAAAGAAAAUGGACUGGAGCAUGUGAGUUUUUCAACAGCUGAUGGAGCACUUGAGGCAGCUCCAGCGAUGGGGAUAGCUGAUGCAAUUUUGGACCUUGUGAGUAGUGGGAUAACACUGAAAGAAAACAAUUUGAAAGAGAUCGAGGGAGGAGUUGUGUUGCGAAGUCAAGCAGUUCUUGUUGCAAGCAAGAGAUCCUUGCUCAAAAUGAAAAGUGCACUUGAUACGACACAUGAGAUUCUAGAAAGAUUGGAGGCACAUCUAAAGGCAGAGGGUCAGUACCAGGUGGUUGCAAAUAUGAGGGGAAAUAGUGCACAAGAAGUGGCUGAGCGAGUCCUUAGCCAGCCAUCAUUAGCUGGUUUGCAGGGACCCACUGUUAGUACAGUGUAUUGCAAACGUGAUGGGAAAAUAACUGCAGAUUACUAUGCCAUUGUCAUAUGUGUACCCAAAAAGGCCCUCUACAAGUCUGUACAACAAUUGAGAGCGAUCGGAGGUAGUGGGGUUCUAUAUUCUCCUUUGACUUACAUUUUUGAUGAAGAAACUCCGAGAUGGCGUGAACUCCUCUCAAAACUUGGCCUCUGAUUGUCUGUGUUGUACGUAUGCCCUUGGAGACUUUGUUGCAUAUUGUAGCUAUAUCAAUAUCAAUGCUAAAGAUUUUGUUGAGCACAUCUUUGAUACCUGCAAAUGGUAAAGAGCGGAACUGAGGCAUGAGGAUUUUAUUUGAAAAGUCGGAUCUAUGUGAGUUGAAAGUGGACAACGUAGUCGUACUGGUCAUGUCAGACAUGUUUUGUAUGUCGUAAGCAAUUUUUCUCAAUUCUUAGGUUCCUGUUAUAUAGCUGAAAUCUACACCCAGUUUGGUUAAAUUAUGAUGCAAGCUCUUGUAACGAAGAACAAGAGCCAAAGUUUUCCCUUUCA
This is a messenger RNA of Fragaria vesca subsp. vesca, 1557 nucleotides long. Its product is annotated as ATP phosphoribosyltransferase-like. The record is from RefSeq and is a predicted model, not a curated record. Gene Ontology annotation, cellular component: cytoplasm. The transcript is spliced from 10 exons. Gene Ontology annotation, molecular function: magnesium ion binding; ATP phosphoribosyltransferase activity. Bases 94 to 1224 code for a protein of 376 amino acids. Gene Ontology annotation, biological process: L-histidine biosynthetic process. NCBI's taxonomy places the organism in Eukaryota, Viridiplantae, Streptophyta, Magnoliopsida, Rosales, Rosaceae.